Engraulis encrasicolus (European anchovy) is the source of this 744-nucleotide messenger RNA. RefSeq lists its product as uncharacterized. The transcript has 5 exons. NCBI's taxonomy places the organism in Eukaryota, Metazoa, Chordata, Actinopteri, Clupeiformes, Engraulidae. The record is from RefSeq and is a predicted model, not a curated record. The coding region runs from base 136 to 744 and encodes 202 amino acids.
CUCUUUAAAAGGCGGAACCACUGUUCAGCCAUUUGCUUUAACUAGCGUCCUUCUGAUACUGGAUGAAAAAGGCUGCAUCGGGGAGGCAACACUUCGUGAGGCAACUCGUGAUCUGAACUUGUUUCCAGUAACAUCAUGGAUGACCAUGCGUCGUACUCGGCACCGUCAACGCCAGCACCGUCAACAAAUAAUGAGCUCACAGCACCCCCGCUGUCGACAAGCCCCGUCCCUGACUCCUCAUUCACAUACAAGAUGACUGAGGAAGACAUUCUCCAGUUUGUGAAGUUGAGAGUGUCCAAUAGAGCCCUCUUCACCGGGAAGAGGCAUUCAGCCAGAGUGGCUUGGAGGCAGAUUUUAACAGAGAUGGGUCUUCAGAGGAAGAUGACUCCACUUCAAGCGAGGAAGAAAUGGGACAACCUCGUUAGUAAAUACAAGAUGAUUCACGAGCAGGAGCUGCGUGCUCCGCGUCCGGGCUCAGGGUCGAACCCGCAGACAGACUGGCCGCGCUACAAAUUCAUGGACGACGCCAUGCAGGGUCGCCUUGACGACAGCGCCAAGAAGCUGCCAAUCACUGACGCCGCCGCCGCCUACGCCGGCCAACUCGUGCCGAGGAAACCGCGCAAGAGGGGCUGGCCGCCGCGACCUGGCAGCCGUGCAUCCAUGGCAACCAAGAAGGCAACCACGUCUUCAUCAGUGGGCCUCAUGCCGGCCUUGGGCCUCAUGACGGAGCAUGAUAACCCUUAA